Myotis davidii is the source of this 411-nucleotide messenger RNA. Its product is annotated as zinc finger protein 677. Lineage: Eukaryota; Metazoa; Chordata; Mammalia; Chiroptera; Vespertilionidae. The transcript has a single exon. The coding region runs from base 1 to 411 and encodes 136 amino acids. The record is from RefSeq and is a predicted model, not a curated record. Gene Ontology annotation, biological process: regulation of DNA-templated transcription.
AUGACUCGUUCCCAGAUGCUGUUGACCUUCAGGGAUGUGGACACAGAAAUCUGUCAGCAGGAGUGGGAAUGCCUGAACCCUGCACAGAGGGGCCUUGUGCAGGGAGUGAUGCUGGAGAACUCGGGAGCCUGCGCUCCCGGCGGAGGAUAUCUCUGCAGAUGUGUGGCCCAUGAAUUAUCACCAAAGGAGGAGAGUAACAAAGGAAGAUUUUCCCAAACAGUGAUGGGAAGACACAAAAGCAAUGACAUCAAGGAUUUUGACUUCAGGAAAGUGCAGCAAAAUAUGCAUGCUUGUGAGAGUCAGUGUGGAUACAAUGAAGCAAAUUACAAAGGUAUGACUAUGUCCAUAACAAAAAUUUCACUGGUACAAGAGAUCAACAGCAUGAUGAACCUUGGAAUAACUGCCUUAUGA